Molecule: messenger RNA, 7102 nt
Organism: Mercurialis annua (annual mercury)
Lineage: Eukaryota; Viridiplantae; Streptophyta; Magnoliopsida; Malpighiales; Euphorbiaceae
Product: protein TIC236, chloroplastic
Exons: 24
Coding region: 288-6881 (2197 amino acids)
Biological process (GO): protein secretion
Cellular component (GO): plasma membrane
Source: RefSeq, a predicted model, not a curated record
ACGAAUCAAAAACUGAAAGCCAGCCAGAGAAAUUGGUACGAGCAAAGCCAAAAACACACUCAAAGUUCUUCCAUAUCAAAAUCAAUUCAAACCCUAAAAAAUUGCGCAUCUCUGAUUCUCUUCUUCGUAUGUUCAGGUUUGAAUGUUUGAGUGCAUACCAAUACUUUGAACAAUUUGGGGGACUAAGAGAGAGAGAGAGCAGUUCCCUUUCUUGGUCCCCUUCAGAUGAGUUUCUUUUUCAAUUUGAUGCAUGAUGAAGUAUUGUUACAUAGUAUACUAACUAACUAAUGAGCUCAUUAAGCUUGCACCUCCAGUCCCCAUUUCAUGGGACUCCACUUUCAGCUGCUUUAAUUGCUCGAAAACAUACCAAAACUUCAUUCUAUUUUGGUGGCAGAAAACAGUUGUUACCAUCUUUAUCACCAAGAAGGUCGUUUCGUCAAUGUAAUUGUAGUGCGAACAAGCCUAACAGUAGUAAUAAUCGAAAUAACUGGAUUACCCGUGCUGUUAAAUUUUCUAAUUUUUGUGGUAAGUAUGUAAUUUUUUUAAGUGAUGCUAUUGGUUCAAGAAAUGGGAUUAAGGUAGAAUGUGUUAGUGAGCCUUUUACUCAGAGUAAAGCUCUUGUUGCGAGAUCAUUAGCUCCUUUGUGGAAAGAAGGGCUGCUUUUAGUUAGAGGUUCAAUCUGUGUGGCGGUUUUAUCUGGGGUUUGUUUAUUAGUGUGGUAUGGGCAGAAAAAAGCUAAGAGUUAUGUUGAGGCUAAGCUUUUGCCUUCUGUUUGUUCAGUUCUUAGUGAUUAUAUUCAGCGUGAGAUUGAUUUUGGUAAGGUUCGAGGGGUUUCUCCUUUGAGUAUAACUUUGGAGUCAUGCUCGAUUGGACCGCAUGCAGAAGAAUUUUCUUGUGGUGAGGUUGCUACGAUGAAGCUUAGACUCUGUCCUUUUGCAAGUUUGAGGAGAGGAAAGAUUGUAAUUGAUGCGGUGUUGUCUCAUCCAAGUUUACUUAUUGUGCAAAAGAAGGACUAUUCUUGGUUAGGUUUACCUUCAUCUGAUGGUGGUCUGGAACGGCACUUAUCUACUGAAGAUGGGAUUGAUUAUCGUACCAAAGCAAGGAGGAUUUCCAGGGAGGAAGCAGCUGCUCGUUGGGCUGGGGAGAGGGAUAAUCAUGCAAAGGAAGCAGCAGAGAAGGGCUAUGUUGCUCCUGAGAGAUAUUCCAGUUUAUCGGAAAAUUUUGUUUCUAAGGAGGAUCUAACGCGGUCUAUAAAUAUAACAAAUUACGAAUCUUUCUUAUGCAUGGAUGAAAAGAUGCAUUGGACGGACCAUCACUGUAUGGAUACAGGUCUUGAUUAUGAUAUGAAACAUGCUGAUUUGGAGAAAUCUUUUGGUGUAAAAUUUCCAGGUUCAGGUCUUAAAUUCUGGUCUAGCAUGAUCGAAGGACCCAAAAGACGCAUAUUUAAGAGGAAGGCUAACGGGGCUGAUAUAUCAGCAGCUGGUGUAAAUGCUAAAAGACGAAUCCUUGAACGUAGUGCGUCAGCAGCGUCUGCAUAUUUUCAUGGUCUUUCUAGUGGAAAGGAUAAUCAGCCUUCUCAACCAUCUCAUGACAAUCCUCUUAUGAAUCUUGACACCCUUUUGGGACAAAGCCACACUGCUAAUACUGCAGACAUAAAUAACUUUGAAAGCAGUGGUGAAGAAUGUUUAACUGCGAACAGUCAGGAUGAAGAACAUUAUAAAAAUUUUGCAAUAUGGUCCUCUACUGUAAACCAACAUUAUAAUAGUCAUACAUAUGAUUUUAAUCUUAUGCGUAAUCCUUUUUUUGGGACUCUAUAUAGACUUAUAGAAAUUGCAAAAGUUGUUGAAAAUUUUCCUUCUAUUAGAAAAGUGGCGGGGGAUGCUAAAACCGAUAGUGUAAAGAGUGACAAUUUGAGUAGAUAUAUGGAUGCACAUUCACCUGAGAUUGAAAACAGUAAUGCAUCUGAAGAUAGUAGUCCUGAAAAGCUUGAGCCAGGGCCUGCAACUAGUCAUCCAGUCCCAACUUCUAACCUGAGUUCCUCCACUUCUUUUCCAAGACAUAUCAGGGAAUCAUUGCAUCAGUUUUUUACCGGUCCAAUUCAAAACUUGAAGUCAGGUGUCGGUACAAAAGUUGAAGAUAUUUUCGCAGAGCUUGUAGACGGGGUGGAUCUAUUACAGACUGAAGGCAUCGAGAAGAUGCUUCCAAUUUUAUUGGAUUCUGUUCAUUUCAAAGGGGGAACACUGAUGCUUCUUGCAUAUGGUGAUAGGGAGCCUAGAGAGAUGGAGAAUGUCAAAGGACUUGUGAAGUUCCAAAAUCACUAUUCUGGCGUGCAUGUCCAGUUGAGUGGCAACUGUAAGAUGUGGGAAUCUGAUGCACCAUCUGAAGAUGGUGGCUGGCUAUCUGCUGAUGUUUUUGUUGAUAGCGUGGAGCAAAAUUGGCAUGCAAAUUUAAAAAUUGCCAAACUCUUUGCCCCGCUUUUUGAAAGGAUCCUAGAUAUUCCAAUUGCUUGGUUCAAAGGGAGAGCCACUGGUGAGGUUCAUAUUUGCAUGUCAAGAGGGGAAACAUUUCCUAAUCUUCAUGGCCAGCUUGAUGUUACAGGAAUAGCCUUCCAAAUAUAUGAUGCUCCGUCGUCAUUCUCUGACAUUUCAGCAAGUUUAUGUUUUCGUGGUCAACGGAUAUUCUUACACAACACAAGUGGCUGGUUCGGUAAUGUUCCUAUAGAAGCUUCCGGAGAUUUUGGCAUUCAUCCGGAGGAAGGAGAGUUUCACCUAAUGUGUCAGGUAUCUAGCGUAGAAGUAAAUUCCCUGAUGAAAACAUUUAAGAUGAGACCUCUAUUGUUUCCAUUAGCAGGUUCUGUAACUGCUAUAUUUAACUGUCAAGGCCCUCUGGACGCUCCUAUAUUUGUGGGAAGUGGAAUGGUUUCCAGGAAGAUAUCUAGUUCAGUUUCAGAUGUCCCUGAGUCUGCUGCAUAUGAAGCAAUGUUGAAAAGCAAAGAGGCUGGUGGUGUGGCAGCAUUUGACCGUAUUCCAUUUUCAUAUUUGUCAGCUAACUUCACCUUUAACACUGAUAAUUGCGUUGCUGACUUGUAUGGAAUUCGAGCUAGCCUUGUGGAUGGUGGUGAAAUUCGGGGGGCCGGAAAUGCAUGGAUUUGCCCUGAGGGUGAGGUGGAUGAUACGGCGAUGGAUGUAAAUUUCUCUGGCAAUCUGGCCUUUGAUAAGAUUAUGAAUCGAUAUAUUCCUGGCUACCUUCAGCUGAUGCCACUAAAACUGGGGGAGCUGGCAGGAGAAACAAAACUCUCUGGAUCCCUUUUGAAACCGAGGUUUGACAUCAAGUGGAUUGCACCAAAAGCUGAAGGAUCAUUUACUGAUGCUCGAGGAGAUAUCAUGAUCUCACAUGAUUAUAUAACCGUGAAUUCAUCAUCUGUCGCUUUUGAGUUGUACUCAAAGAUCCAAACAAAUUAUUCUGAUGAUUACUGUCUUGACAGAAAAGAGUUUGAUGCAAAUAGCAGCAGACCAUUUACUGUUGAAGGAGUUGAGUUGGAUCUACGUAUGCGUGGUUUUGAGUUUUUCAGCCUGGUCUCAUCUUAUCCUUUUGAUUCUCCAAGACCUACACACUUGAAAGCAACUGGAAAAAUCAAAUUUCAGGGAAAGGUUUUGAAGUCUCUUAGUAUUGCCAAUGAACAAGAUUUUCCUUUGGAGAAGGAUAUGCACCUAGAACAAACAGAGAGGAGCAAAGAAAGUCUUGCUGGCGAGCUGUCAGUAUCAGGCCUUAGAUUGAAUCAGCUGAUGCUAGCACCUCAGUUAGUGGGGCGGUUGGGCAUUUCACGUGAUCAUAUCAAGUUGGAUGCCAUAGGUAGGCCAGAUGAGAGUCUUUCAGUUGAGGUUAUGGGGCCAUUACAACCUAGAUGUGAAGAAAACCCAGAAAGUGAAAAAUUGUUGUCUUUUUCUCUUCAGAAGGGGCAACUGAGAGUUAAUUUCUCAUUUCAACCGCUACAUUCUGCUACUAUGGAGGUACGCAAUCUUCCACUUGAUGAGUUGGAGUUGGCUUCACUUAGGGGAACAGUCCAAAGAGCAGAAAUUCAGCUUAAUCUUCAGAAAAGAAGAGGUCAUGGUGUGUUAUCUGUACUUCGCCCGAAAUUUAGCGGCGUGCUUGGUGAAGCCUUGGAUGUUGCUGCUAGAUGGAGUGGAGAUGUUAUCACAGUUGAGAAAAGUGUUUUGGAACAAAUCAAUAGCUGUUAUGAGCUUCAAGGUGAAUACGUGUUGCCUGGCAGCAGAGAUAGAAACCUUGCUGGAAAGGAAAGAGGUGGCCUCUUCAAAAGGGCAAUGACCGGGCAGCUGGGAAGCGUCAUAUCUUCCAUGGGAAGGUGGAGAAUGAGACUUGAAGUUCCUCGAGCUGAGGUAGCUGAGAUGCUUCCACUUGCAAGACUUCUAUCUCGAAGUACAGAUCCUGCAGUUCGAUCUAGAUCAAAGGAUCUUUUCAUUCAAAGUUUGCAGUCUGUUGCAUUAUAUCCUGAGAGUCUUCAAGACUUGCUCGAGGUAAUAAGGGAACAUUAUACUUCAUCAAAUGAUGUUGUUCUAGAAGACCUAACUCUCCCGGGUUUGGCUGAACUUAAAGGUCGCUGGCAUGGAUCUCUUGAUGCUAGUGGUGGAGGAAAUGGAGACACCACGGCUGACUUUGAUUUUCAUGGGGAAGAGUGGGAAUGGGGGGCCUACAAAACUCAGCGUGUUCUAGCUGCUGGUGCAUACAGCAACAACGAUGGCUUACGGCUUGAGAAGAUAUUUAUCCAAAAGGAUAAUGCCACAGUCCACGCUGAUGGCACUAUGUUAGGGCCCAAAACCAAUCUUCAUUUUGCUGUUCUCAAUUUUCCUGUUAGUUUAGUUCCUACUGCAGUUCAGGUCAUUGAGUCUUCAGCUGCUGAUACCGUGCACUCAUUGCGGCAACUUUUAGCGCCAAUUCGAGGUAUAUUGCAUAUGGAAGGAGAUCUCAGAGGAAGUCUUGCAAAACCAGAAUGUGAUGUGCAAGUAAGGCUCUUGGAUGGUGCCAUUGGAGGCAUUGAUAUUGGACGAGCUGAAAUUGUUGCUUCCCUAACCUCGACCAGUCGUUUUCUUUUCAAUGCCAAACUGGAACCGGUCAUCCAAAAUGGCCAUGUACAUAUCCAAGGAAGUAUUCCUAUCAAGUUUGUGCAAAAUAACUCAUCAGAGGAAGAAGUCACAGAAAUAGAUAAAAGUGGAGCAGGUUGGGUUCCUGGUUGGGUUAAGGACAGAAAUAGAACAUCUGUUGAUGAAAUAAGUGAGAAGAAAGUUUUUAGAGAUAAGAAUGAAGAAGGUUGGAGUACUCAAUUAGCAGAAAGCCUAAAGGUCUUAAAUUGGAAUUUCUUAGAUGUUGGCGAAGUAAGGAUUGAUGCUGAUGUCAAGGAUGGAGGAAUGAUGAUGCUGACAGCUUUAUCUCCUUAUGUGGACUGGCUUCAUGGUAAUGCUGACGUUAUGCUGGAGGUCAGAGGCACAGUUGAACAACCUGUGCUUGAUGGAUUUGCAUCCUUCCACAGAGCAUCAAUUUCUUCCCCAGUACUUCGAAAACCACUUACAAACUUUGGUGGGACAGUACAUGUAAAAUCCAAUAGGUUAUGCAUUGCUUCACUUGAGAGUCGUGUAAGCAGAUGGGGAAAGCUUCUUGUGAAAGGCAAUCUGCCCCUAAGAACAAGUGAAGCAUCCCAUGGAGAUAAGAUUGACUUGAAAUGUGAAGCCUUGGAAGUAAGGGCAAAGAAUAUUUUGAGUGGCCAGGUUGACACCCAGUUGCAAAUAGCUGGUUCAAUACUACAACCAAACAUCUCAGGAAAUAUUAAAUUGAGCCAUGGAGAAGCAUAUCUACCACAUGAUAAGGGUAGUGGAGGCUCUCCUUUUAAUCGUUUGGCAUCAAACCAGUCCAGGCUUCCAGUAAGGGGAUUGAAUCGGGCAGUUGCAUCUAGAUAUGUCUCGCGGUUUUUCAGCUCAGAACCUGCUUCUUCAAGCACCAAAUUCUCUCAAACCACUGCUAAAUCAACUGAAGUGGAAAAGGACAUGGAGCAGCUUAGCAUUAAACCUAAUGUAGAUGUUCGUCUUAGUGAUUUGAAGCUUGUCUUAGGACCAGAGUUGAGGAUAGUUUAUCCUUUGAUUCUCAAUUUUGCUAUUAGUGGAGAACUUGAGCUAAAUGGCUUGGCUCAUCCCAAAUGGAUUAAACCUAAAGGUGUUCUCACAUUUGAAAACGGUGAUGUUAAUCUUGUUGCAACUCAGGUAAGGCUAAAACGGGAGCAUCUAAAUGUAGCAAAAUUUGAGCCUGAGCAUGGACUAGAUCCUAUGCUAGACUUGGCGUUGGUUGGGUCUGAGUGGCAAUUCAGGAUUCAAAGCCGGGCUAGCAAUUGGCAAGACAAACUUGUGGUGACCUCAACACGUUCUGUGGAGCAGGAUGCCCUCUCACCUAAUGAGGCUGCUAGAGUAUUUGAGAGUCAAUUAGCAGAAUCCAUAUUGGAGGGUGAUGGCCAGCUUGCAUUUAAAAAGCUUGCAACUGCAACACUUGAAACGCUGAUGCCAAGAAUAGAAGGGAAGGGAGAAUUUGGCCAGGCUCGAUGGAGAUUAGUCUACGCCCCACAGAUUCCUAGUCUGCUUUCUGUUGAUCCUACCGUUGAUCCUCUGAAAUCAUUGGCCAAUAAUAUUUCAUUUGGCACUGAAGUCGAAGUGCAGCUUGGGAAACGUCUUCAGGCUUCCAUUGUUAGGCAGAUGAAGGACUCAGAAAUGGCGAUGCAAUGGACUUUGAUAUAUCAGCUUACAAGCCGCUUGAGAGUGCUCCUGCAAUCUGCUCCUUCAAAACGCCUUCUUUUCGAAUAUUCUGCUACAUCACAGGACUAAACGACGGCCACCAUUUGCUGGCUUGUCGACAACUGUUCCAGUGGUGUUGUGAUUAGUCAAUGCUAUGGUUGUGGCAUACAAUGUCCACACCAAAUUUAGUUAAAUCUGGUUGUAAAGAGAACAAAAAGAUAGAAGAUUAACGUUAGAUGUAAAUAUGUCAUUAUUCUUUGCUCAGAAAUGAAUGAGCUUGUUUAUAUGUGAAAAACUUGAUUUUUUUUGCA